UUUUCUUCCUUUGUGUAUCACCGAAUCCAAACAUUCCAGUAGUACAACAUCUCAGCUUCGUGUACCUCUUUUUCUUCCAUAAAUCGCACCUACUUGGGUUCUACUCUUCUUGAGAAGAGUCCAAUUCCAGAAUUGUUUUGUAUUUCUACUUAAAAGAGAAGUGACUGACACAGUGAGGAAGGCUUUGGGAGAAGAUGAAGUUAUGUGGUUCGUUGUUGUUUCUCAGUCUAAUUUUAAUGGUCUCUUUCGCGACUUGUGAUACGGUUCCCUCAAAUGAAGUUUGGGCGCUGACAACCUUUAAGGAGGCUGUAUAUGAAGAUCCAUACCUCGUGCUGUCCAACUGGAAUACGCUAGAUUCAGAUCCCUGUGAAUGGUUUGGCGUUUCUUGCACUAAAGAUCGAGAUCAUAUCAUUAAGCUAAAUAUCUCGGGUUCAUCAUUAAGAGGAUUUCUAGCACCUGAAUUGGGACAAAUCACCUACUUACAAGAACUGAUUUUGCAUGGCAACAAUUUGAUUGGAACAUUACCUAAAGAAUUGUUCACCUUGAAUUCUCUCAAGGUCUUGGAUUUGGGGAAGAAUCAAUUAUCUGGACCAAUUCCUCCAGAGAUUGGGAAUCUAGCUCAAAUUGUUCAAAUAAACCUGCAGUCCAAUGGGUUGACCGGUAGGCUACCUGCAACGCUUGGAAAUUUGAGAAACCUUCAAGAACUUAGGCUGGACAGGAAUAAACUUCAAGGACCAGUUCCUGCUGGCGGGAGUUCAAACUUAUCCCCAAAUAUGCGUGGAAUGUAUGCCUCAAAUGCAAAUUUAACUGGUCUCUGUCGAUCGUCUCGGUUAAAAGUUGCAGAUUUUUCAUACAACUUCUUUGUAGGUGGCAUACCUGCUUGCUUGGAGUAUCUACCCAGGUCUAGCUUUCAUGGGAACUGCUUCCAAAGCAAAGAAUUAAAGCAACGUACUUCAUUGCAAUGUGCUGGUGCUUCACCUGCCAAGAGCCGUUCUGUGGCCAGUCCAAAGCAUCGGCCUGCUGAAUAUGAGUCCAGGCAUCAUAGAUCAUCCCAACCUGCCUGGCUUUUGGCUUUAGAAAUAGCGACAGGAACCUUGGUUGGUCUUAUCUUUCUGGUUGCAGUUCUCGCCGCUCUUCUUAAAUGUGACAACAAAUCAUCUAUCAUUUGGCCUUGGAAGAAAUAUGCGAGCCGGAAGGACCAUAUGACAGUAUAUAUAGACUCUGAGAUGCUGAAGGAUGUGAGGAGUUUCAGCAGACAAGAGCUUGAAGUUGCAUGUGAAGACUUUAGCAACAUUAUUGGGUCCUCACCUGAUAGUGUAGUCUACAAGGGCACCAUGCAAGGCGGGCCUGAGAUUGCUGUAAUUUCUCUCUGCCUUAAGGAGGAGCAUUGGACAGGAUAUCUUGAGCUCUAUUUUCAGAGAGAGGUGGCAGACUUGGCAAGAUUAAAUCAUGAGAACACUGGAAAACUCCUGGGAUAUUGUAGAGCGAGCUCUCCAUUUACAAGGAUGCUGGUUUUUGAGUAUGCUUCAAAUGGAACACUCCAUGAGCACUUACAUUAUGGAGAAGGGAGCCAGAUAUCAUGGACACGGCGUAUGAAAAUCAUUAUUGGCAUUGCGCGUGGACUGAAGUAUCUUCACACAGAAGUUGACCCUCCAUUCACUAUAUCAGAGCUGAAUUCUAAUGCUGUAUACCUUACAGAAGAUUUUUCCCCUACGUUGGUUGAUUUUGAGAGUUGGAAGACGAUACUGGAAAGGUCAGAAAAGAAUUCUGAAUCUGUUGGAAGCCAAGGUGCUGUUUGUGUUCUUCCACAUUCUCUUGAGGCACGCCAUCAUGAUCCCCAGGGAAAUGUAUAUGCUUUUGGUAUACUUCUGUUGGAGAUAAUAAGUGGGAGGCCUCCAUAUUGCAAGGAUAAAGGGUCCUUAGUAGAUUGGGCCAAGGAGUAUCUAGAAAUGCCAGAGGUGAUGUCAUAUGUGGUGGAUCCAGAGUUGAAACAUUUCAGAUACGAGGACCUUGCAGUAAUAUGCGAGGUAGUAAAUCUUUGUAUCAAUCCAGACCCCACCAAGCGGCCAUCUAUGACAGAAAUAUGUAGCAUGCUGGAAAUCAGGAUUGACACAUCAAUGAGCGUGGAGUUCAAGUCUUCAUCUUUGGCUUGGGCUGAACUUGCACUUUCAUCAUAAAUGAUUCUUCACUACUAACAAAAUACGCUACUAAUACAUCUUACCCUACAGCAUCUCGUUGUAUAGCAAUGGCACUGGCAGUGGCAGAUUAAUAGAACAGUGCACCGAUCAGUGUUUCCCUUUCUGUUCCAUAGGAGUUUUAAGAUGAAGUAUGGGAUCAGGGAGAUUUCUCUGCAUGUUUGUGUAUCAAGGUUAGGCAUUGGAAAAUAUUCCGUCUGCCAUUGCUUGUAUGAUUGACACAGUAUAAAAUUGGCACGGUGUAUAUAUGGUGCAUUAAUUGAAAUGCGAAUCUUUUUGUUUCCUCUAA
This is a messenger RNA of Neltuma alba, 2484 nucleotides long. Its product is annotated as probable LRR receptor-like serine/threonine-protein kinase At1g63430. The record is from RefSeq and is a predicted model, not a curated record. Gene Ontology annotation, biological process: protein phosphorylation. Lineage: Eukaryota; Viridiplantae; Streptophyta; Magnoliopsida; Fabales; Fabaceae. The transcript is spliced from 13 exons. Gene Ontology annotation, molecular function: protein binding; ATP binding; protein kinase activity. The coding region runs from base 195 to 2177 and encodes 660 amino acids.